AUGAGGCAUCUUAGCGAACCAUUGUUCGAAAAAGACUUCCUUUCACAGUUGCCAGAGGAGAUUGCUUGUCGUAUCAUCGCCUACUUGACACCGUGCGAUUUGAUGACUUGUGCUGGCGUUUCGCGGGCGUGGCGGCGGCUUUGUGAAGAUGAUCGGACGUGGCGACAGGAAUGUUUGGAGAGAGGAUAUGUGAAAUUUGACGCACCAAGUUUUUGUUUUCUCGGAGGUUGGGCGACGAAUCGAGCAAAUGAGCAAGGGGGAAUCGCAAUCUCCUCACAUAUGACCUUUCAGGAAGCACGUCAAAAUCGACGAGAACGCGAGAUCGCAUAUGGAAAAUGUUAUGAGCGAUCAUCAUGGAAGUCACUGUACUUGCGGAAGAAGCGAAUCAUUUCAAACUGGCGAUCCCGAGCGAUUCAAUCAAGCACUGUCCAAAAGGUCUAUAAAGGGAUCUUUCGUCUACAAGUUCACUCUGGUCGUAUUAUUACUGGUUCUGCUGAUAAUACGUUGCGGGUCUGGAAUGUUGAUGAUACUCAGCCGGCUUUCACUCUAACUGGCCAUAUGGGUCGUAUUUUGACAUUUCAAAUGAGCGAUGAUGGCAAAUACAUUAUCAGUGGCUCGGCUGAUCAAACGGUGCGCGUUUGGUGUGGUCAAACCGGUUUCCAGCGUGAUGUUCUACAGGGGCAUACGGGUACUGUUAACUGCAUAAGUCUACAUGGAACAACUCUUGUUUCUGGAUCGGGCGAUCAAACGCUCCGUGUAUGGGACAUUUGGGACAUUCGUGACGGUGGCUCGUUCACUCAUCGUUUACAAGAGGCAAAUCGUCGCACGUCGAACGUCACUUCAUUGCAAUUGCUUGACUCCGGACUUUUGGUGACAGGUUCGAUGGAUGGCUUGGUCAUGCUGUGGGAUGUGGAUAAAGGUAUCUUCGUUCGUGAUCUCGUUCGUCUUGCAUCGUGUGGAUAUGGCGGUUACAAUUGGCUUCUCAAAGCGACUGAAACAUUGCUCGUGGGUGCAUUUGAAGCGAGAUUGGCAGAGAGCACAAAUCUCAUCUUCAUCGAUUUUGACGCAGCGUAUCCG
This is a messenger RNA of Mesorhabditis belari, 1077 nucleotides long. The record is from the annotation of a GenBank genome assembly. NCBI's taxonomy places the organism in Eukaryota, Metazoa, Nematoda, Chromadorea, Rhabditida, Rhabditidae.